AUGCUUCCUUAUUGCGGGACACCUAGUGUGCAAUGUUUCAACUAAGAGCAAAGUGGGGGAAAUAAUAAUUGUUUUUUGUUCCGGUGGAGGGAGUGAUCCCUGCUCAUCUGUUUUUACUUGUUUCCCCUUUCCCCGUCAUGUCCAAUCGAGUUCCACUAGGUAGGUAUCCCCAUUUGUACUGGACCGACUCUCUCAUGAAAAUAUAAAAAAUCUCAUUGUUACUAUAAUUAACCAUCUACAACCAGGUCUAAGCAUCCCAAACUCCUCUGAUUCGUUUUUCAUUUCAUUGGAAAAGAAGAAAAGAGAAUGGCCGGAGCAGUAGGGUGCAUGGAGGAGGAUGUAAACCAACACCAGCUUCAAGGAAAGGAGUCUAAAUCCCUUGUAAUUGAUAUUGAUCAUGGGGACCUUGCAACUCCUUUUGCUUCCAGUUUGCAGCUCCAAACAUUGAAAUUCACGCCUGUAACGCUCAAGUUUCAGGACAUAGUUUACACUGUAAAACUGGGAAAAGCAAGAGAGAAGAACAUCUUAAACGGGAUUACAGGAAUGGUUUGCCCUGGUGAAAUUUUAGCAAUGCUGGGACACUCUGGCAGUGGUAAAACCAGUCUGCUGAAUGUACUGGGAGGAAGAGUGGAUGCUAAAUUUGAAGGGGUGGUGAGAAUCAAUGGCAAGCCCUUCAUUAAAUCCAUGAAAAGAAUGAUUGGGUUUGUUUCUCAAGAUGAUGUUCUUUAUCCCUCUCUCACAGUAAGAGAGACGUUGUUAUAUGCAGCCUUGUUAAGGCUGCCAAAAACACUGUCCAAGCAUGAAAAGCAGCAGCAGGCAGAUUCCAUCAUACAGCAACUUGGGCUAAGCAAAUGCCAAAACACAGUGAUUGGAGAAGGGAUGAGUGGAGGAGAGAGGAAGAGAGUGAGCAUUGGGCAUGAGAUGCUUCUGAAUCCGAGCCUCCUCUUACUAGAUGAGCCCACUUCAGGCCUUGACUCCACAACUGCUCAUAAAACCAUCUGCAUCUUACACAAGCUCGCCAUGGCCACAAGACGUACUAUUGUUAUUACUAUUCAUCAACCCUCAAGCAGACUCUACCACAUGUUUCACAAAGUUAUUCUGCUCUCUCAGGGGAGAUCCAUAUAUUUUGGCCAACCUACCCAAGCUCUUGAUUACUUCUCAUCCAUUGGAUAUUCGCCAGCUUUUGCAGUCAAUCCUGCUGAUUUCUUGCUUGAUCUUACAAAUGGAAUUGUGAGCUGUGCAAAAGAGUGGGAGCGUGGGAGCAGCAAUCAAGUGGAGGGAGAGUUUCAAGCAUCUAUUAAGCAAUCUCUUAUUGAAGCAUAUCACACAUAUUUGUCCCCAAAAUUAAAGACUGAAAUCAAUAUUGAUCAGACAGUGGAUGCUCCCAUUACAGCAAAUGACUAUAUUGAAUGGACUUCAAGCUGGUUCCAACAAUUUCGGGUACUAGUCGAAAGGAAUAUGAAGCUGAGGAGAAGGCGCAAUUCAUUUGAUGGUCAAAAGAUUUUCCAAGUGCUCUCAGCAUCAAUAUUAGCAGGCCUUAUGUGGUGGCACUCAAGCAUCAAACAUAUUGAAGAUCAGGUUGGUUUGUUAUUCUUCAUCUCAAUAUUUUGGGGAUAUUUACCAACAAUGAAUGCAAUAUUCACCUCCUCCCAAGAACGUCUAAUGCUUGUAAGAGAGAGAUCAUCAGGAAUGUACAGAUUGUCUUCAUACUUGGUGGCAAGAACAAUAGGAGAUCUACCAAUGGAGUUAAUCCUUCCGACAUUAUUUGUGAUAAUCACCUAUUGGAUGGGAGGACUGAAGCAUGAGGGUGUGACCUUUAUACUUACAGUGCUCAUAACAUUGUAUAAUGUGGUGGUGUCACAAAGCAUGGGGGUGGCAUUAGGGACAGCAAUAACAGAUGUUAAACAAGCCUCGGCAUUUGCUUCCGUGGUAGCGAUGGUAUUCUUAUUACUAGGAGGGUACUACAUUCAAACAGUGCCACCAUUUAUUGCAUGGAUGAGAUACAUGUCAAUCCAUUAUCAUAUCUACAAGCUUCUUCUAGGUGUGCAAUACACAUAUGAUGAUCUCUACCAUUGCAACAACAUUAAUUGUAGACUUUCUGACUUACAAGCAAACACAAAGGCAACAAAUUUGUUGUUUGAUGUGAUUGCUUUAGGGAUAAUGUUAGUUGCUUAUAGGGUCAUUGCUUAUUUGAUAUUAAGAAGGCAAAAUAGAAGUCAAUUAUAUUAACAAAAUCUAACAUAACAUAAUAAUUGUAUAUAUUGUAAGAGCAUAAAUUAUAAUUGAAAUUGAUGUU
This is a messenger RNA of Cryptomeria japonica (Japanese cedar), 2296 nucleotides long. Its product is annotated as ABC transporter G family member 14. Gene Ontology annotation, cellular component: membrane. The coding region runs from base 307 to 2229 and encodes 640 amino acids. Gene Ontology annotation, molecular function: ABC-type transporter activity; ATP hydrolysis activity; ATP binding. The record is from RefSeq and is a predicted model, not a curated record. NCBI's taxonomy places the organism in Eukaryota, Viridiplantae, Streptophyta, Pinopsida, Cupressales, Cupressaceae. The transcript has 5 exons.